Messenger RNA from Colossoma macropomum (tambaqui), 10281 nucleotides. It is a transcript of the gene cica, whose product is annotated as capicua transcriptional repressor a. Bases 384 to 7937 code for a protein of 2517 amino acids. NCBI's taxonomy places the organism in Eukaryota, Metazoa, Chordata, Actinopteri, Characiformes, Serrasalmidae. Gene Ontology annotation, cellular component: nucleus. The transcript has 21 exons. Gene Ontology annotation, molecular function: RNA polymerase II transcription regulatory region sequence-specific DNA binding; DNA-binding transcription factor activity, RNA polymerase II-specific. The record is from RefSeq and is a predicted model, not a curated record. Gene Ontology annotation, biological process: regulation of transcription by RNA polymerase II.
AAGGGCCAAGAGGGAGAAAUGAUGUAGCCUGAGAUAUAGUAAUGGUGUGACAGGAAGUGAGGAUUGUAGGGGUGGAAUGUCUCAGUAAGAAAUGCAUAAAGGUCACUUGGGUGAACAAGUGAGCUAGAGAAAGAGAGAGAGAUGGGGAGAGAAGACUAAAAUACCAGUGAACAAGGAAUUCCCCCGCCUCCUCUGUUCCAGCCAAGAAACUAAAAAGAGGUCUGAAUUAAGAGCAAACAGACAGAGCAAACAGGAAGAGGCAGGGAUAAGAAGAGAAAAGAGAGAAAGGGCGGGAUGAAAGAGGGAAACAGAGUGGAAGAUAUUGAUAGGCUGGGACACGUAGGGAAUCUUGAGGACUAAAAACUCUCUUCAAGCUGUUUAAGAUGAAACCCAUUAAAAAACAAGGCAGACGGUCACCUCCUUCCACACGAGCAAAGGGGGGGAAGAGGAGGGGGCCACCCGAUGCAAGCCCAGAGGAAGAGAAAAGAGACGCAGAGGAAAAGACCAAACUUUCGCCCUCCUCUCCCAAGAGACAGAUCUCCUCAAAUUCAGACUCUUCACAGGAGGAACCAGUGAGAAGCAGUAGGACUCCAGAGAGGGAGGGCCAAAGAGAGGGAAUACUGGAUGUUUCAGGGGACUGUGGGAAAACAGAAGAGCACUCUGGGAGCUCCAGGGCAGGUGGAGCACAGAGUGACAGCAACAGCAGCACAGCCAGCGCCAAUAGCAGCCCCAAUCCGUCAUCCAGCCGCAAGACAGCCACCUUUAAGGCCCGCGUGCCCAAGAAGAAGUAUACCUCUGAGCACUGUGCUGGAAACCAUGGCAACGCCAGCACUCCCAGUACUCCCCCACAAAGCAACAGCAGCACAGCUCACAAUGGCUCUGGUGCUAGUCAGGGCUCCACUACUGUUGCUGCACACACAGACACAAGCAGCCAAAGCAACCGGCUGGCUGAGGAGAGCACCACAGGGGUCAUACAAAACAGUGUGGCAGUGCCUGUGGGCAGAACAGGAGACGAGGGGGGCGAGAGAGACAAGGCGAGCACAUCUAGUCCUCAGCGCUGCUCUUCCACAGACACAGCCAGUGAACACUCAGCUGAGCUUGAGGUGACAGUACGGCGUUCGGAGUCCCGCUCAAACUCACAAGGAGCACAAGCACACGCUAGUCCUCCACCUCUACAAGAAAGCUUGCCAGCUGGGCUGUCCGAAGCACUGGCCAAGGGCUUAAAGAACCAGAGAGUCCUGGCCAGGGUAGGUGCUAGAAUGGGGGAAGGAUGGCCAACUGAUAGAGGGAGAGAAUCAUCAGGAGUUUUCCGUGCUGGCGUCGUCCGGGAAGUUAGCAGGGAGCAUGGGAGUGUGGAAGUGCAGCUGAAUGGGGAAAAAACUUUAUGCAAAUACCCAUUCCGAGGAGCUACUGAAACAGUGGACCUGAUUCUAGAUGCACCCCCUCCGGGGCAGGCACCUGUGGCCAUAGGAACACAUGUGUGUGUGCCUUUUGGAGGUAGCAGUGAGGGUAGCGAAGGUGCACAACAAUGGUACAGAGAAGGCCUGGUCACCCAGGUGGACCCCCACCCUGCUGUUUCUUCUCCAUAUCGUGUCCAGCUACAGGAGGAUCCAGCAGGUGAGAAGGAGAGAAGAAGAGUGGAGGAGGAAGGGAGGGCUACUGCUGCUCAUGCAGUGUGGGUCUCACGGCAGAGCCUUCGCCUCCUGGUUCCACCUUGGGACUUGGAGCUGCCACUAUCUGCUGAGCAAGAGAAUGAUGGUCGAAGAGUGAGGGGAAGAGAGAGAGAUUGGGAGGACAGAGAUGAGAUGGAAGUGGAACGGGAGCUGUGUCGUCUCAGCAUGGUGCAUGGCGUAACUGGACCAGUGUUAGUUAGAGGGAUGUUACACCCUGGAUCUGCACCUUCUUCAUUACCACCCUCUUCCUCUUCUGCUGUUAGCUCUGCUAUCACUUCUGUUCUCAACAUAGCUCCCAAUCGGGACUGGGACUGUAGCCGAGAAAAGGAGCUGGAGAAGGAGCGAGAAAUGCAGAGGCAAUUAGAAAAAGAGAGAGAAAGGGAAAGGGUUGCUCUACAACCACCAGCCCCAGAAGAGGACAUGGAGGUCAGCCAUUUCAGCAUGGCUCAACUCAGGGAGGGUGGCCUCCCCUCAGCCAUGGGCAGCAAACCUCUGGGUAUGCCCUCCCAGCAUCGGCCCAUUCUCUCGAAACCUACAGACUACCUCAGCUCUCAUCUGUCAGUGGUGAGAGGCAUUGGCACCACGUUACCACCCCACUUGUCUCUUGUCCCUCACCCCACCCCCUCCCCUGUGCUCCUGGGACUGGACCCAGCAGCAGGGGCAGCAGUCAUCUCCUCCACCCCACAGUUACCUCCCUUGCCCCCCUCCUCUUCCCGCAGUUCCUUGGAGAAGACCUCUACUUCCAGCUCCCACGGUGCAUCGGGGGGUGGCUCAGGCUCCUCAUCUUCAUCAUCACGUUCCCGCACUCCACUCACAGCUGCCCAGCAGAAGUACAAGAAGGGUGACGUGGUGUGUACUCCCACAGGUAUCCGCAAAAAGUUCAAUGGAAAGCAGUGGCGUCGACUGUGCUCUCGAGAGGGCUGCUCCAAGGAGUCCCAGCGUCGUGGCUACUGCUCCCGCCACCUCUCCAUGCGAACUAAGGAGAUGGAGGCAGGAGGUGGAGUGGGCCGAGACCGGAGUGGUGCCAGCAGCACAGGCACCCUCACACCUGAUCUCCGCUUAGGAGGUCGCACCAGCAGCGAGUUUGACUGGGAUGAGACAUCACGGGACAGUAGUGAAGCCAGCAGCCGUGGGGGAGACUCACGGCCUCGUUUAGUCCUACCUUCUCUCCUACCACAAGAGCUGCCACGUGACCUGUCACGCUUUGACUUUGACGAGUGUGAGGCUGCGAACAUGCUGGUGUCUCUGGGCAGCUCACGUUCAGGCACGCCCUCAUUCUCCCCAGUUUCCAAUCAGUCUCCAUUCUCUCCAGCCCCCUCUCCUUCACCAUCUCCGCUAUUUGGAUUCCGCCCAGCUAAUUUCAGCCCCAUCACUGCUCCUUCAACUCUCACCCCUCGCCGCCCACGCCAUCUGAGCGGCACCAAGCUGGGCACCCCUGGCUCAGAACGAGAACGCCACUUAUCUGGCAUUAUUCCCACCUUCCAGACCAACCUGACCUUCACUGUGCCCAUGAGUCCCAGCAAGCGCAAGUUAGAUGCUCCACCUCCCCCACUUCCCAAUGCUCCUGACUAUGUUAAGUCUGAUCCCCAGCUGAGUGACCUGGGACUGGGCUUAAACACUGCAGCCUUCAGGUCAGUAUCUCCUCAAAGCCAGCCAACUACCCCCUCCUCUCUUUCUUUUCCUCGUCCAAGGAGUGCGACCAGCCGCCCCUCAUCUUCUGCUGCAUCCACCCCUCCACCUAUGUUGGUUUCCCCCACACCCCCUUCACCCCUGCCUCAGGACCCCAGCCCACGUCGUAUUGUUCCCCUACGUGAUUCACCUGUCAUCGUCCGCAACCCUGAUGUGCCACUGGCUAAGUUCAGCGACGGACCCUUGAACCGGAGAGCGAGUUCUCGUUCCAGAGAGCACAGUCAGCCACCUCACCUUGCUGUGGGCCUCCAAGCUCCAGUGCCCAUUAACAGAGCUGCCACAAAUGGUGCAGUAUUGCUGCGCAACCCCGCCCCCACCUUGGUGCUGGUGACCUCUGCCCAAUCACUGACCACUGUGGCUGCCGGACGUCCAGCCCAUUCAAGCCCCACCCCCAGCAGUGUGUCUGCCUCCAAUGCAGCCACUGGUCCUGCUUCAGCCAGUUCAGGCUCUGGAGGGAGAGAGCGAGAGAGAAAGCCAGGUGAUCAUGCAGAUGCAUUAGGAGGCAUGUUGCCACAGCCUGUGGCCUGUCAUCCAUCUCCCACUGCCCUUCUUCCCCUUAUCCUACCAGCAGAGUCACCACAUCCUGCCCCCCGCAAGGACAUCAUCAUGGGACGACCUGGCACAGUCUGGACCAAUGUGGAGCCUCGGUCUGUGCCAGUGUUCCCCUGGCAUUCAUUGGUUCCUUUUCUGGAGACCAGCCAAUCAAAUGUAUCCUCCCAGCCUGCUGAUGGUCAAGCACUUGUAAACCAGAGCAAAGAACCACGAUGUGGAGUAGCUCUUGUGACAGAAGGGCGUGGUGGUCAGUCAGGUGCAGAGACAGGGUCACCAUCUCGCCCCCCAGCCUCUGUAGAGGAUCAUCCAGCAGAGAGGGAAGGAGGAGACAGUGAAACGGAGAGUGAUGCUGAUGAUCUAUUUUACUCAGGUGGAGCCCAAGACCCUGCGCCCUCCACUGGUCCAGUGAAGAGACGAACCCAGUCACUUAGCGCUUUACCCAAAGACAGUGACAAGAAGAGGGAGAAGGACCACAUUCGUCGACCGAUGAAUGCAUUCAUGAUCUUCAGCAAACGUCACCGUGCCCUCGUGCACCAGAGGCACCCAAACCAGGACAAUCGCACAGUCAGUAAGAUCCUAGGAGAGUGGUGGUACGCGCUGGGCCCCAAAGAGAAGCAGAAGUACCAUGACCUCGCCUUCCAGGUGAAGGAGGCUCACUUCAGGGCUCACCCUGACUGGAAGUGGUGUAAUAAGGACAGGAGGAAGUCUCUGUCUGAAGGCCGGGGGACUCCAGGGACCAAAGAGACUCGAGAGCGGAGUGUUUCUGAAAGCACAGAUGCUCAGUCAGUGUCUCAGGUGGUGGAGCAGAAGGAAGCAGGAACCACCUGGGCAUCACCAGGGUCUGAGCGGCGUGGAGGGCCGAUAGGAGGCCAGCUCCCACGCCCUCGCGCAUUUUCCCAGAGUGCUGUGCACAGCCUGGAGAAGAGAGAGCGAGAAAGGGAUCUAGAGAAGGAUGGAACAGGUUCGUUUCAGACUCAUCCCACUCCUCUCUCGCAGCGCAGGGCAAGCGAGGAUGUGACCAGUGAUGAAGAGCGAAUGGUCAUUUGUGAGGAAGAUGGAGAUGAUGAUGUCAUGGAUGAUUCUUUCCCUGAAGGCUCUAUAGACCUAAAGUGUAAAGAGAGAGUGACAGACAGCGAUGAAGAGAAUGACCCUGCAGAUGAAACUGAUGGCAAGCCAGUGAUCCGUCCCCUUUCAUUCACAUCUGGAGGCAUACUGUCUAACAACAAAGACACAGAAAGCAAGAGAAAGCAAGAGACAGAAGGUGGAGAGCAGAAAGGAGGACCUAAAGAUGGGAAAGGAGAAGGUGGAGGAACAGGAGGAGGAGGAAGAGGAGGAGGGCAGGUCCCUUCUCAGUCACUCCCGUUAUCCAUCACUAGUCUGAAUGUAACCCCUUCAAUUGAACCAGCAGUGUCACAGGUGCUGGGGGCUGUCCGGAUGGCCCCCACAGUGGUGACCAAUGUGGUUCGGCCUGUGACCAGCACACCAGUUCCCAUUGCCAGCAAACCUGUUGAAGGUGGAGUAGCUCUUGGGGCCCUGCCCCCUGACGGGAAGGCCAAGCUGCAAAUUGGUGCAGUAGGAGCAGCAGGGAGUGGGGCUGUUACAGGGGGUGGGUACUUUCCAUCCUCCUCACCCAAACCUGUUGGUCAAGGAGGCCUAGUCACAGGUUUAGUUCUUGGAGGAGCCUUUUCAAACCAACCCACUGUUCAGCUCAUUACCCCAUCCCAACCCUUGUCAGGCCCCACCCCUAGUAACGGAGUAGCUAGCAACAAUGCUGUGCCCAUUCCCUUGCUUCAACCUCAGUUCCUCCCAGCAGCCUCUCUCACUCCACCUAGUGGUGAAAAACCAGUCACUCAGUUGCAGUACAUCCUUCCGACUCUACCUGCCACAGCCAACCCAAACAGCCCGUCCUCCCAGCAGGCACAGCAGCCAACCAGUGUCCUUGCUCUGCCCACCGCCCCACCCACACAUGUAUCCCUGGCCAAUGGAGUGCAUUCAGGGGCUGGCUCAGGGAUGAGAUAUGCCUCAGUGGGAGGGGUCAGCCCAGGAGGAAGAGUUCAAGCACAAUCUCCAGUCUUACAGAACAAGAUGUUGGUUCCCAUGGCAACAAUGAGAACUGGAUCUACACCUCCACAGCCUAUUUCCCUUGUGGCCCCACCUCUUCCUGUACAAAAUGGGGCUCAACCAGGAAGUAAGAUUAUUCAGAUUGCACCAAUGCCAGUGGUCCAAACUAACGUCCAGCCUGGGGGAACAGUUCAUCCGGGGGGCUCCUUCCCUGUCUCUGUCGCAGCGGCAACUGUCAUGGCUUCAGGCACCACCCCUCCUCAGACAGUGCUUUUGACUCCAUCUCCUACAAGGAUUACUUAUGUUCAGUCAACCCCUGGUAUCGCUGCUCCUUUGCCACUGGGCUCCACAACAGCUGUCUCCUCCCCACAGCAAGCCCCUGCCCCUCCAGGACCAGCAUUUUUACCGUCUCCCAUGGCAACUCUUGGCUUCACUGCCAUCGCUCCUGCUGGUCACACAUUAGUGCAUCCAAUAGUGGCAGGCCAGCCUCCGCUUCUAGCUCCAGUUCCACACCCCAGCUGUUCAUCACAGCCUGCCUCGGCCUCAGGGCCCACUCGCCAACUAGUGACCACCAUUUACCCUGCCCCCAGCGUCACCUUGGCGACAGGAGUGGUUUCCAUGACUACCAUGCCACAAAGUGUGGCCAGUUCCACAUCAACUCCUACAUGCCCAUCACCUCGUACGAAGAUAUCCGUACCAUCAGCCGUGCACUCACAGCCUCAGACUCACACAGAGUCACAGUCAAAGCAGGAAUACAUUCCUAUGAAGAUGGAACAGAAAGAGACAGAAAUACAGAAAGAAGCAGCGCUGUCCAGCACAGCUAGUCAGGUACCACCUAGUGGUAUGGCAGAAUCAUUGCGGCCCACUAGUCCGACCUCGCAUUCACAUACAGGAAAUGGACCAGGAGCCUCCAAAUUACCCUUGGUCCCUCAGAAGGUCAAAAGUCAAAUGAAGCAUGUCCCCUCAGGUUUACACGGGGAAGAGAAAGAUGGAAAAAAAGAGAGCAGGAUGGAGCGUGACAGUGAUGUAGAUGGUGGAGGUGGGGGUUCUUCUCGAUUAGAACGAGCAGGAAGAGAGAGAGGAACAGAUGGAGCCUCCAAGGGCCAGCUUACUGAAAACGACUGCAAGGAGGAACAUGGCAGAGAGGCUGAUCAGAGGGAUGCAUCUGGGUUGGAUCCACCUCCACCACCACCACAAAGUGAUACUCCUGUAACCAAGAAGACCAAAUCCCGGCCCCCGCCACUCAAGAGCACUACGGACCCUGUGGACAAAGUGCUAUCAGGCACAUAUUUUGAGGAGCGUCUAGCAGAGCUGCCAGAGUUUAAGCCAGAGGAUGUGCUGCCCUCACCCAACUUGCAGAGUCUGGCCACGUCCCCUAGAGCCAUACUGGGCAGCUACCGCAAGAAGAGGAGGAACUCCACAGAUCUGGACUCUGUUGAUGACCCCAGUUCUCCAAGGAGGAAGAGUCGUCGUUUGUCCAGCUGCAGCUCAGAACCCAACACACCCAAAAGUGCUGCCAAGUGUGAAGGAGACAUAUUCACCUUCGACAGAACCGCAGGAGAGACAGAGGAUAUUUUAGGGGAACUGGACCGUGUGCCAUAUUCCUCUCUGCGUCGCACUCUAGAUCAGCGGCGGGCCCUCGUCAUGCAGCUCUUUCAGGAGCACGGGUCCUUCUUCCCUUCAGCCCAGGCCACGGCUGCUUUCCAGGCACGCUACUCUGACACUUUCCCCACCAAAGUGUGUCUGCAGCUAAAGAUUCGUGAAGUGAGGCAGAAGAUCAUGCAGACAGCCACGCCUGGCGGUUCAGAGGCCACGGGGCCAGGAGGAGUUACCGGGGGAUCAGACUCUGCCUCUGCCCCUGGACCAUCCAAUCCUGCAGCCAGGGAGGAAGGUGGAGAAGAACUGGACGAAAAGGGCAGAGAGUCUAAAUGCGGAAUGAGCGAAUCGCAGGAGCUGAGAUGAGGAAUGAUGGGUGAAGACAGACAGAAUGGAAAUGGGAUGUGGAAUGGGUGUAGUAGGCGAGUUUAACAAACUUCAGCGACAAUAUAGAGCACUUAUGUGGAUUUUGUUGCAUUUCUAACCAACUGUGUGGAUUUUGUUCCGUUUGGUUCACUUUGUUAUUUUCCUUUUGUUGGACCCAGUCUCUCUGUGGCAAGGUGUCAGUUAGACACACUCACCAACACACCUAUAUUUUAUGCAAGUACACAAAAUAAAAAUUUUCACAACUGGCACAAGAACCUUUUCCAUUAAACAUCUGGUGGCACCUGUUUGUAUGUGCCUCUCAAUGCCGGACAGUCUUUGGUUCACCACCGCGCUACGGCGCGACUUCACUUCCUAUCUGAGUUUCACAGCCCUUCAAUGCUGCACUCCAGGCAGCACCCGACUAGCCUGUCUGCACAAUGUUUCCUUGCCUGGUAUAGAAACGAGACUGUUUGGAGGGAAAUGGCAGGACGUAUGCGCUUGCACUUUCAUUUUGUGAGAGACUGAGACAGAAAGCAAUAGCUAGAGAGGAGGAGGGUCUUCACACGAAUGUGACACACCCAUUUCAACUUGCUUCAGCUGAUACCUGUUCUUGGAUGCAGGCUUACAACCAAACUUUCCAAAAGCAACAAACCCAAGACUUGCUCUCUUGCAGCCAAGCAGAAAACCAGAGGUUUCAGCGACCGCCAACACAGCACACUCAAACCAAGAGUGUAGUGUCGUUCUUCUCAAAUGGAACCAAGAAAAAUAAAAAAAAACAAAAAAAGACACUACGCUCUUUGAAUCAACUCAUAGUUAUGCUUUGUCACUUGUAGUUGUUGUGUCGUACUGGUGGAACUGACUGAUAUAUUUUUUCCGUAAAAGCUUGCUCCUAUCUUCUUCUUACUCUGGUGACAUUUCCAGCAUGGACUAAUCAAGCUAUCCAAAUGUUGGGGCAAAAAAGAAGAAAAAAAAGGACUCUCUCUGUUUUAGCCUCUUAGCUGAAGCACCUCUUCUCAGGCCUCCAUCUUAGGCCUUCCCUCCCCCACCGCCCCUUCACCUAUCACUGUACAUAACCGUGACGGCUCGGGGGCACGAGGCUCUUUGCUUUUUUCUCCCCUUUUUUGAGAUGUUUUAAUCAGGUGUUUGCACAAUAUGUGGUCCUGGACCGCGAUUUAAAUCAGGAAAGUGUUUGCUUUUAGAGAUAUUUAAAAACUAACCAACAACUUUGUACCAUUUCAUUUUGAUUCCUUCCCUUCCUUUUCAUAGGCGUUGCCCUAAAAAAAGAAAAUAGACCUUUUUUUUUUAGUUUUCCUCUUUUUAUUGUUUUUUUUUCUUUCUUCUCAAACUUUUUACCUGAAGUGUUGUUGGAAAGCGCCUGUAAAGCACUGGUCCAGAGUCAGAAUGAGCUCUGUAGUCUGGAUGAUUUUGCAUCAGGAUUGUGCAAGGGAAAGCUGAUCUGAGACCAGUGCUGAGGUGGCAUUUCUCAGGAUCUUCUCUCCCUUCUUCUGCCACUUUACUUCUUUCAUUGGUGCAAUACGACAGUGUGGAUGGGGAAAAUUCCUUUGGUUUAGAUGAGUGACCGGUUUGUGCCAUAGAUAUUCACUGUACAGGCUGACAAAGCUGUCACAAUAUGAUAUAUAUAUUGAAAAAGAGUUAAUAUGAGAAUUAUCAUAACAUUCAUAAAUGAGUGUUGAGGAAGUAGUCCAAACAGAACAAACAACAAGCUAAAAAAUUAACCUAGCACUUUUUUGCGUCUUGUUUUGCUGAGAGAAGGAGUAAUGAGUAUAUCGAUACUUCUCAGUCUUCACUUGAAUGUGUGACUAUAUAAAUAUACAUAUAUAUAUUUCUAUAUGUCCGUAAUAUACAGGUGUUUUGUGUGUGUGUGUGUGUGUGUGCAUGUGUGUGUGUGUGUGUGUGUGAGCGUAUAUGCUGAUACUUAAUAUGCACCUUGGCAGACCAGACUUGCCCCCAUGCAAAUACCAUCCUAUACUAGAAGACUGUUAUCAUAUGCCUGUAAGCAGAUUAUUAUUGUAGAGAUACAGGAAUACUCAAGCAUAUGAAGCCACAUAACUUGGUGUUAACUUGACUUUUUGGCACUUCAUUCAACCAUUCAUUUUGUUUCUUUCCCCCGCAACAGAGCAACGCUUACACACACACACGUAUACCUGCACAUGUAUGCGUGUUACACCUUCUGAUUGUGUAUCCAAUAAAAACUGUCCUUACUUUGGACUGGAGAAGGAAUUUUUGAAUGAGAAAGAUGAGCGUGAGCUCAUGAGCAGGCAUGUUGACCAUGUGCAAUAUUUCUAAACAAAAGAAUAUUGAAAAUAUUAAAGACCUAACACAA